UGAGCUGCUCGAUGCUCCGACCGGAAGUGCUCUUCACCGCCGACCUCCCACCCGGCUCUCUGGUCCCGGCGGUAAGAUGGCGGCUGCCGCGGAGUGCGAUGUGGUAAUGGCGGCGACCGAGCCAGAGCUGCUAGACGAUGAGGAGACGAAGAGAGAAGCAGAGUCUUUCAAGGAACAAGGAAAUGCCUACUAUGCCAAGAAAGAUUACAAUGAAGCUUAUAACUAUUAUACAAAAGCCAUAGAUAUGUGUCCUAAAAAUGCUAGCUAUUAUGGGAAUCGAGCCGCCACCUUGAUGAUGCUUGGAAAGUUCCGGGAAGCUCUCGUGGAUGCACAGCAGUCAGUGAGGUUGGAUGACAGUUUCGUCCGGGGACAUCUACGAGAAGGCAAAUGCCACCUAUCUCUAGGGAAUGCCAUGGCGGCAUGUCGUAGUUUCCAGAGAGCCUUAGAACUGGAUCAUAAAAAUGCUCAGGCCCAGCAGGAGUUCAAGAAUGCGAAUGCAGUCAUAGAAUAUGAGAAAAUAGCAGAAACGGAUUUUGAGAAGCGGGAUUUUCGGAAGGUGGUUUUUUGCAUGGACCGUGCCCUGGAAUACGCCCCUGCCUGCCAUCGCUUCAAAAUCCUCAAAGCAGAAUGUCUAGCAAUGCUGGGUCGUUACCCAGAAGCUCAGUCUGUGGCCAGUGACAUUUUACGAAUGGAUUCCACCAAUGCCGAUGCUCUGUAUGUACGAGGUCUUUGCCUUUAUUAUGAAGAUUGUAUUGAGAAGGCGGUUCAGUUUUUUGUACAGGCUCUCAGGAUGGCUCCUGACCAUGAGAAGGCCUGCGUUGCUUGCAGAAAUGCCAAAGCACUUAAAGCAAAGAAAGAAGAUGGGAAUAAAGCAUUUAAAGAAGGAAAUUACAAGCUAGCAUAUGAACUGUACACAGAAGCCCUGGGGAUAGACCCCAACAAUAUAAAAACAAAUGCUAAACUCUACUGUAAUCGGGGUACGGUUAAUUCCAAGCUUAGGAAACUAGAUGAUGCAAUAGAAGACUGCACAAAUGCAGUGAAGCUCGAUGACACGUAUAUAAAAGCCUACUUGAGAAGAGCUCAGUGUUACUUGGACACAGAACAGUAUGAAGAAGCAGUACGGGACUAUGAAAAAGUAUAUCAGACGGAGAAAACAAAAGAACACAAACAGCUCCUUAAAAAUGCACAGUUAGAACUGAAGAAGAGUAAGAGGAAAGAUUACUACAAGAUUCUUGGUGUAGACAAGAAUGCCUCUGAGGACGAGAUCAAGAAAGCCUACCGGAAGCGGGCCUUGAUGCACCAUCCAGAUCGGCACAGUGGAGCCAGUGCCGAAGUUCAGAAGGAGGAGGAGAAAAAGUUCAAGGAAGUCGGAGAAGCUUUUACCAUUCUCUCUGAUCCCAAGAAAAAGACUCGCUAUGACAGUGGACAAGACCUUGAUGAAGAGGGCAUGAAUAUGGGUGAUUUUGAUGCCAACAAUAUCUUCAAGGCAUUCUUUGGUGGUCCUGGGGGCUUCAGCUUUGAAGCUUCUGGUCCAGGGAAUUUCUUUUUUCAGUUUGGCUAAUGAAAGGACACCACCCGGAAUCCAGAAAAUGCAGACUUGCUCAGUUUAACCUCGAAUGUGGACACAAUUCACCUCCUCCCUUCAUCACGUCUCCACGUCCUUAGAGCAGUUUCGUUUUCUCAGUUGGAUACCCUGUGUCUGUGUGAGUGGGGUGAAGGAAAGGGAGCCAGCGCCGAAGACUGCGGGGAGGGGAGGGAGGCGGGGGGGCGGACAGGGCAGCUUGUGAAUUUUUGUUUUACUGUUUAACUUUAUUAAAAAAGAAAAAAAAAUUAAGAGAAUAAAAUGUUUUGACCCUU
Messenger RNA from Dama dama (fallow deer), 1857 nucleotides. RefSeq names its product DnaJ heat shock protein family (Hsp40) member C7 (gene DNAJC7). The coding region runs from base 77 to 1561 and encodes 494 amino acids. The record is from RefSeq and is a predicted model, not a curated record. The transcript has 14 exons. Lineage: Eukaryota; Metazoa; Chordata; Mammalia; Artiodactyla; Cervidae. Gene Ontology annotation, molecular function: protein binding.